This is a messenger RNA of Rhineura floridana, 1593 nucleotides long. Its product is annotated as olfactory receptor 14A16-like. The coding region runs from base 1 to 1593 and encodes 530 amino acids. Gene Ontology annotation, cellular component: membrane. Gene Ontology annotation, molecular function: olfactory receptor activity; G protein-coupled receptor activity. The transcript has 3 exons. The record is from RefSeq and is a predicted model, not a curated record. NCBI's taxonomy places the organism in Eukaryota, Metazoa, Chordata, Lepidosauria, Squamata, Rhineuridae. Gene Ontology annotation, biological process: G protein-coupled receptor signaling pathway.
AUGCCUGCGCUCUUGGUGUUAGAGCGCGAGUCGGCAGCAGCAGCAGCGCCAUUUUGGGGAGCACGAGGCUCGGGCGCUAACCUUGUCCAGCCGCAACUUCGGCCUGAGGGGCCUUGCUGGGCCGCGAUUGCGGUGCGCAAGGCUCGGGCGUUGGCCUUGCUCGGCUGCGCCGACAAGCAGUUCCACGCGGCUUUGGACUGCGCCGACAGUCAGCUCCAUGGCGUGACGGGCCUUCCCAGCGGGGCUCUGUCAGCUCCGCAGCAGCAACAGCGGCAACCUACAGCAGCGCGACAGGCCUUCUUUGACGGGCCUUCUGGCCUUCACAGCAGGGUUCUUCUCUCCUGGCUUCCCGGCGGCGGCAGGAGUUGCGGGCGGUGGCGCGGUGGCACCCCGCCUCAGGUGCAGCAGCGCCAGUUUAAAGCACUCUUCCCACCCACUUACAGGCUUUUGGCUGGGGUUUCAUCACUGGGUAUUGUGCCUAAAAAGACGCCUGGAGAGUUCCGCCUCAUUCACCACCUCUCCUAUCCUCAUGGGCAGUCAGUUAAUGAUUUUAUUCCACCUCACUUAUGUUCAGUACGCUACACCUCUUUUGACUGUGCAGUGCGCAUGGUGGGAAGCAUUUCAGUAAUGAAUGAACAUUUAGACAACAAAUCCUAUGUCUCUGAGUUUCUGCUCCUUGAAUUCUCAGCAAUCCGAGAAAUGCAGAUUCUAUCCUUUUUUCUGUUCCUGGGAUUGUACCUGGCAAUUGUAUCAGGGAAUCUUCUCAUCAUCUCUGCAGUAGCCACUGAUCAUCACCUUCACACUCCCAUGUACGUCUUUUUGAUGAACUUGGCCAUCCAAGACCUUGGUAUUAUUUCAGUAUCUAUUCCCAAAUCCAUGGUCAAUUCCCUCAUGAAUGCUAGGCGCAUUUCCUAUGCUGGAUGUGUGGUCCAAGUUUUUGGAUAUAUCUUCUUUGCAGGCUCUGAUUUCUUUCUCCUCACAGCCAUGGCAUAUGAUCGGUAUGUUGCCAUUUGCAAUCCACUGCACUAUGAAAUGGUGAUGAACAGAACAGGUUGCAUCAAAAGGGUUGCUGCUGUGUGGGUUGCUGGCUUUCUUUAUGCAGUGCUGCACACUAGUGGAACUUUUGUAACCCCUUUCUGCUCGAAUGUUAUCAAUCAGUUCUUCUGUGAGAUCCCAAAGUUACUUACACUUGCCUGCUCUAACUCAUACUCACUAGAAAUUGGAGUUGUUAUCAUGAGUAUUAUACAUUUGUUUAGCUGCUUUGUGUACAUUGUUGUUACUUAUGUCCACAUCUUCACUGCUGUUCUGAAAAUCCCUUCCACUCAGGGAAGGAAAAAGGCCUUCUCCACUUGCCUACCCCACCUCAUAGUCUUCUCUGUAUUUUGUUUUACGGUAUGUUUUGCUUACCUCAGGCCUCCCUCUAGCACUCCAUCUCAUCUGGACUUUGUAUUAACUGUGAUGUAUAUUAUUGUUCCUCCCAUGUUCAAUCCAAUAAUCUACAGCAUGAGAAACAAAGAUCUAAAAAAUGCAUUGUCAAAGCUGUUGUGUUUGAGACACUCUUCAGUGUCAUUUACAACAUCCACAGAUAUGUAG